Capra hircus (goat) is the source of this 2440-nucleotide messenger RNA. RefSeq names its product HAUS augmin like complex subunit 1 (gene HAUS1). Gene Ontology annotation, cellular component: cytosol; HAUS complex. Gene Ontology annotation, biological process: centrosome cycle; spindle assembly. Lineage: Eukaryota; Metazoa; Chordata; Mammalia; Artiodactyla; Bovidae. The record is from RefSeq and is a predicted model, not a curated record. The coding region runs from base 62 to 898 and encodes 278 amino acids. The transcript is spliced from 9 exons.
CAGAGCAAGCGGGGAGCUGCUUCCGCGAGGAGCUGCCGGAGAAGUGGCGGGACUGGUGGCGAUGGAAGCUCUAGAGGAGAAAGAGGCGCAGGUCGCUGCAUGGCUGAAAAAAAUAUUUGGAGAUCAUCCCAUUCCACAAUAUGAGGUGAAUGCUCGGACAACAGAGAUUUUAUAUAACCUUUCAGAACGCAACAGGGUCCGAGACAGGGAUGUCUACCUGGUAACAGAGGACUUGAAACAGAAAGCAAAGGAAUAUGAAUCAGAAGCCAAGCAUCUUCAAGACCUUCUCAUGGAGAGUGUGAAUUUUUCCCCUGCCAGUCUCUCCAGCACUGGUUCCAGGUAUCUGAAUGCUUUGGUUGACAGUGCAGUGGCCCUUGAAACAAAGGACACCUCUCUAGCUAGUUUUAUCCCUGCAGUGAAUGAUUUGACCUCUGAUCUUUUUCGCACCAAAUCCAAAAAUGAAGAAAUCAAGCUUGAAUUGGCAAAACUUGAGAAAAAUCUAACAGCAACUUUAGUAUUAGAAAAAUGUCUGCGAGAGGAUCUCAAGAAGGCAGAGUUACAUCUGUGUACGGAAAGGGCCAGAGUUGACAGUCGUCUUCAGAACAUGGACUUCCUAAAAGCCAAGUCGGAGGAGUUCAGAUCUGGAAUUAGAACUGCGGAGGAGCAGCUUGCAGCCCGAGGAAUGGAUGCUUCUCUGUCUCAUCAGUCACUGGUAGCACUUUCAGAGAAAUUGGCAGAACUAAAACGACAGACUGUACCGUUGAAGAAAAAAUUGGAGUCUUAUUUAGAUUUAAUGCCGAAUCCAUCUCUUGCUCAGGUAAAAAUUGAAGAAGCAAAGCGAGAAUUAGAUACUAUUGAAGCUGAACUUACAAAGAAAGUAAACAUGAUGGAACUGUGACCAGAGCCAAAUAAAUUUCACCUUUCUUAACAAAGUAGAUUGAAUAGGACUUUAAAGAAUUUUUUCCUUGUGACAUUCCUUAUAACUUAAUUUCUGUGUUCUUAGAUGAAAUAAUGUUAUUAUUGAUGAAAUAGUGGUGUCUGGUUGUGUAUUGAAUUUUUAUGUGCAAAUGCAUAGUUUUCAUAUGAAGAAACAUUGGUUUUUGAUGUUGUUGGUGGCUUGAUGUCCUUCAGUAGCUCUCUUAGGUGAACGCAUAACAGUCAUCAUGUAGUCACUCACGAGGUCAGCUAAAUGAAAGGGAAAGAUUCUGCAGCUUCAGUUAUGUUUCUCCCACGCCCCCUUCUGCUGGGAUUUGCUAUUGUUUUUUCUGAUCCAUUUACCUGCUUAAUUCCAAAUGUUAAUAUAUGCAGGAAUUUGGUUUCUGAAAAAGAUGACCUUUUAAAUCAGUAAUAGAGAGAUGGCUAAGUUAACGCAUGCUGCUAAAUCUAUACUUUACCCGUUAUAUCAGGAUAAUUUCAAGGGAUCAAAGAUUUAAAUAUUUUUUAAAAGAUAGUAAAAGAAAUCAUAGAGGAAUUUUAAUAUUUUGAUUUUUAAAUAAUCAGAGUCAGAAACUUAUGACUGAAAUCCAGGAGCCAUAAAUAAAAUGAUUGAAAUGUUUGAAAAUUUUGAAAUACUAAAACUUCCUGUAUGGGAAUAUCUCUUAUAAAUAAAAUCAAACCAUGAUAAAUGUAGUCUAAAGAAGAAGAGAGAUUUUUCACUUUGCACCUUUUGUACUUUUAAAAAUUUUGUACCAUGGGAUCAAGAAUCAAUUAGUUUUUUAAAGAUUACCUAAUUGACCUUAAAAAUUUCCCUCUCCUUUCUCACAAAUAUGUGGCUAAAUAUAAUGCAAAAGACAUUUAUAUUUCCUUUUUUGGAGACUGUCCAUAUCCUUUAGUCAUUUAGGUAUGAUUGUUUCAUCUGUUUCUUAACAGUUUAUGGGUGCUUCUGGUGUGUUAGCUAAAUUAAUGUUUUACAGUUUGGAGUUGUGAAUAUUUCCCAAGGUUGCCAUUUGUUUCUUAACUGCAGUGCUUUUGGUAAGGUGACUUGAUGGGUCAGCUGUGGAAAUAACCACCAAAAUCCCUCCCACCCUUGUGCUCUCCCUCUUUCUACUCUAACCUCGCUACUUCUCUCAUCAAGAGGUGGAGUCUCUCUUCACCUGCUGUAUCUGGUUUGGCCCUAUGAUUUGUUUUGGCCACUGAGACAAAUAGCAAAUAGGACAAAACCAAGGACUAAAAACUUGUUAUGCGUUGGAGCUUGCCAUCUCUCACUGAGACUACCAUGUGAAGAAUCCUGGACCAUUGGAGGAUGAGCAAAGAAAGGUAAUUCCAGCUGAGCCCUGCUCCCACCCCAAGACCACCAGGCUGCCAACUGCCAGAUACAGGAAUGAGGUCUUAUACUGUCCAGCCCUCCUAGCAGACUACAUAGAUCAACCAUGCUGUCCCAGGCCGGAAGCUCACAGAGUCAACCUGUAGAAUCAUACGAAAUAAUAAAGCUUAAUUUAAA